Austrofundulus limnaeus is the source of this 2416-nucleotide messenger RNA. It is a transcript of the gene klhl41b, whose product is annotated as kelch-like family member 41b. The transcript has 6 exons. Lineage: Eukaryota; Metazoa; Chordata; Actinopteri; Cyprinodontiformes; Rivulidae. Gene Ontology annotation, molecular function: protein binding. The record is from RefSeq and is a predicted model, not a curated record. The coding region runs from base 93 to 1919 and encodes 608 amino acids.
AGCCUUUUCCAGCGAGGACCAGCGGCCUGAAGGACCCUUUGGUGACUGUCUCCUUCCUUUUCAACCUCCACUGUGACCGCUCCUGACCCAAUAUGGACCCCAACGCCAUCAAGGAGGAGCUGCGUUUGUUUCAGAGCACUCUGCUCCAGGACGGCCUGAAAGAGCUCCUGAAUGAAAACAAGUUUGUGGACUGCACCCUGAAGGUGGGCGACCGCUGCUUCCCCUGCCACCGGCUCAUCAUGGCCGCCUGCAGUCCUUACUUCAGGGAUAUCUUCUUCACUGAGGAUGGGAAGGAGGUGGAGAACACCAAAGAAGUGGUCCUGGAGGACAUCAACCCGUCCAUCCUGGACAUGAUUAUCCAGUACCUCUACUCUGCUGAGAUCGACCUCACUGACGACAACGUUCAGGACAUUAUCGCAGUGGCCAACAGAUUUCAGAUCCCCUCCGUCUUCACGGUGUGCGUCAACUACCUUCAGAAGAAGCUGUCCCUGGGUAACUGCAUGGCCAUUUUCAGAAUGGGCCUGGUGCUCAGCUGUCCRCGGCUCGCUGUGGCUGCGCGCAACUUCAUCGCCGAUCGCUUCGAGCUCCUUCACAAGAACGAGGAGUUCCUCAAGCUCGCACCWCAUGAACUGUUUGCCGUCAUCGGCGGAGACUCGCUUAAUGUGGAGAAGGAGGAGCUGGUGUUUGAGUCGGUCAUGGCCUGGGCCCGCUAUGACAAGGAGAAGCGCCAUAAGGUCCUGAAGGACGCCUUCAACUGCAUUCGUUUCCGCCUGCUGCCGGAGAAGUACUUCAGAGAAAAGGUGGAGAGCGACGAGAUGGUGAAGAGUGACCCGGAGCUUCAGACGAUAAUCCAGACCAUCAGGGACGCCUACAAGGGGAAAAUUCCAGAGAAACCCAAGAAGAAGGAGGGCGAGGAAGGGGCCGGRGUCGAAGAAGGCGAGGAGGAGGAGGACAGCCUGUUCCCUGGUUUCCUGAACGACGAUCGUAGACACGGCAUGUUCACACGUGACUUCAUCCUGAUGAUCAACGACACGGCAGCGGUGGCGUACGAUGUCAACGAGAAUGAGUGUUUCCUCGCCGCCAUGGCGGAGCAGGUGCCACGUAACCACGUCAGCCUGGUGACGCAGAAGAACCAGCUCUACAUCAUUGGGGGACUGUUUGUAGACGAGGACAACAAGGAUGUGCCUUUACAGUGCUACUUCUACUUGUUUGACCCACUCACAUCUGAGUGGGUCGCCCUUCCUCCCAUGCCUUCUCCAAGAUGCCUCUUCAACAUUGGAGAGAGCGAGAAUCUGCUGUUUGCUGUGGCGGGAAAAGACCUCCAGACCAACGAGUCCCUGGACACCGUGAUGUGCUUUGACAUCGAMAAGAUGAAGUGGAGCGAGACCAAAAAGCUUCCUCUGAAGAUUCACGGACAUUCUGUGGUCUCAUACAAAGGACUGGUUUACUGCAUUGGAGGYAAAACCGAUGACAACAAAGCCCUGAACAAAAUGUUCUCCUACAACCACAAGCAGUCGGAGUGGAGGGAGAUGGCUGCCAUGAAGACCCCCAGAGCCAUGUUUGGGGCCGUCAUCCACAACGGCAAAAUCGUGGUGGUCGGAGGCGUCAACCAGGAUGGUCUGACCGCUACGUGUGAAGUGUACGACUUUACAACAAACAAAUGGGAGCCGUUCUCCGAGUUCCCCCAGGAGAGGAGCUCUGUGAACCUGGUGAGCAGCGGUGGUCUCCUGUACGCCGUGGGGGGCUUCGCUAUGGUUCAGAUGGAGAACAAGGAGGUGGCUCCGACGGAGGUCACCGACGUGUGGCAGUACGAGGAGGACAAGAAGCAGUGGAGCGGCAUGCUGAGGGAGAUGCGCUACGCCUCAGGCUCCACCUGUGUGUCCAUGCGCCUCAACGCUGCCAGGAUGCCCAAACUGUAAACAGACACCUGCCAACCGCCCCCCACAGUCAGCUGCCUCUGAGGCACUCGGAGAGCUGAGCUGAUCUUUGGCAUCAGUCUCUUUUCUGGACUCAGAUGAGUUUGUUUUUUUUAAUCUGUGGAAUAAAAGCUCGCUUCAGAUUCUGCUUAAAAAGAGGCUCCUGUCCCGCAGUUAAGACUGACCUCUACAGCUGUGUUUUACAUUAUUUCUAUCUUUUAUUUUGUAAAAAAUAAAUAAAUAGGCAUUUUGUUCCUGCCCGUGCUUUUUCUGUGAAGGAUCYUUACAGAAGUGGUCGUUGAUGGCUGCCGAGGGUGAAAGAAAGAAGUAAAAAGAAAGCUGAACCGUGUAAUAAAAACACAAUAAAGACCUCGAAACGUGAGACGCACAUUUGUGUCAACAUAAAUGAAAAUAUGCUGUAAGUUCAGGAAACAAGACAUAAAGGGUUUAUAAGGUUUGUAUUUAAUCACGUCCAUGAAUAAAAGGUUGUUCACGCUGAA